This is a messenger RNA of Perca flavescens (yellow perch), 2046 nucleotides long. RefSeq lists its product as uncharacterized. The annotation marks the transcript as partial. The transcript has 3 exons. The record is from RefSeq and is a predicted model, not a curated record. Lineage: Eukaryota; Metazoa; Chordata; Actinopteri; Perciformes; Percidae.
UCUGUUCUCUUUCUGUUGAGCAACAUGGACGCCCCGGUUCUGCUGCUACUCAUCAUCCAGAUCACAUCCAGCUCCGUCUACUCUGUCUCCACCAUUUUUGAUUCCUCCACACAUAAACCCCUGGGACUCUCCAGCACCGUCUACACCAUCAAAAGUCCUGCCUUAACCGUCACUAACGAGCGAUUAUCAGACUCUGUAAAAACCCACCGGACCACCAGACAGCUCACCAGUUCCAUAGCUGACGGAGCUUCAACGCAUUUGAACGACAUGAGCAACCAUUGGACCAGGAGGUCACUGACUACAGACUCCAACUCUAAGUUUUCUACUUCAGUCUCAGAGCUGUCGACUUUAAACGGCGGCCAUUUUGUCUCCUCCAGUCCGGCUGCGUUCACAACUAAGCAAUCCACAGACGUAUCGGUGAGUUCGACAGGCGUAUCGGUGAAUUCGACAGACAUAUGGGAAAGUUUGAAAAGUCCGACAGAUGUAUUGGAGAGUUUGACAGAUGUUGCAGAGAGUCGGACAAAUGUAUCAGAAAGUCAGACAGCCUUAUCAGAGAGUUUGACAGAUGUAUGGGAAAGUUUGAAAAGUUCGGAGAGAUCAACAUACGUUUCUGAAAGUUCGAAGAGUUUGACAGUUGUAUCAGAGAGUCCGGAGACUUGGACAGCCGUAUUGAACAGUUUGAAAGAUGUGUCUAAGAGUUCGACACAUGUAUCAGAAAGUUCGAAGAGUCCAACUGACGUAUCGGAGACUUCGACAGAUGUAUCGGAGAGUUUGACAGACAUGUCGAAGAGUUCAACACACGUAUCGGAGAGUUCGAAGAGUCCAACAGACAUAUCGGGGACUUCGACAGAUGUAUCGGAGAGUUCGACACACGUAUCGGAGAGUUUGACAGACAUGUCGAAGAGUUCGACACACGUAUCGGAGAGUUCGACACACGUAUCGGAGGGUUUGAAGAGUACAACAGACAUAUCAGGGACUUCGACAGAUGUAUCGGAGAGUUCGACAGACAUGUCGAAGAGUUCGACACACGUAUCGGAGAGUUCGACAGACAUAUCGAAGAGUUCAACACACGUAUUGGAGAGUUUGAAGAGUCCAACAGACAUAUCGGGGACUUCGACAGAUGUAUCGGAGAGUUCGACACACGUAUCGGAGAGUUUGACAGACAUGUCGAAGAGUUCGACACACGUAUCGGAGAGUUCGAAGAGUCCAACAGACAUAUCGGGGACUUCAACACACAUAUCGAGGACUUCGACAGAUGUAUCGGAGAGUUCAACACACAUAUUGGAGAGUUUGACAGCUGGAGAUGUUCUUCAGCUCAGGAAGGAUGCCCAGACAACGUCACAACACCAAGAAGUUUCCACCUCCUCUGCAGCUGUGACUCUGGUUUCCUCCACAUUUACAUCAGAGACGAACGCCACAGAUCUUCUGGUCACCUCUUAUGCUACUGUUGGAUUUUCUGUUGACACAGAGUCAAACCAAGAUACAAGUUAUACAACACAUCUAACUGCUGACAAGAACCUUUCCCCUUCAUCCUCGAUAACUACACGUCCACCUUUGACUGCUUACGUUCCUUUAACAGCAGAUCUGACAUCUACAUCCAUCAUGGAGAAUUAUCCGCCAUCAGCCGUGUCGACAACCAUUUCCCAAACUUCAGCCACAGUUUCUGCGAUGCUGUCAACAGUUUCUACAGUUCAAAGUAAAAUCUCAGCAAGCACUAAGACUGAUGGAGCUCCAGUAACUUCUCAAACAGCCGGGACGAUGUCUACAGGAAAUAUUUCCCCCUCAAUACUGGCACCCACUAGUCUGAAAAACACACCCACAACCAUUACCAAACCCACUACAACACCGACAACCAUGACCAAACCCACUACAACACCGACAACCAUGACCAAACCCACUACAACACCCACAACCAUGACCCGAGCCACUACAACACCCACAACCAUUACCAAACCCACUACAACACCGAGAACCAUGACCCAACCCACUACAACACCCACAACCAUGACCCAACCCACUACAACACCCACAACCAUGACCAAACCC